AGUGAUAUCGUGCUUCUUACGCCCCCCUGUUCUGUGGCAUCCUCACCUUUCACAUCAAGCUUCUCCUGCAUGCCCGCCUCUCCACGGUACUUAUACCUGACACUGGUUUCAUCACCCUUACCACUCUUCCACGUCAUUGAUCGCACGCCGAGAGUCCACAGGAAACGCUUUCGUCACCACACACUCAACCCAGUCUUCUAUCUCUCAUCUUCUCCACCAUGUUUCGUUUCAUAGGCUCGGAAUCCAAUAGCAAGGGUAAACAACGUCAGCAAGACGCUGACCCGGAACUUCAGGUGCAUAUCCAAACCGAGGUCCACUCGAAUCGUCCUCCCGUAGAAAGUCAGAGCUCCCAAGCACUAGACAGUACAUCCUCCCUUCAGACUACGCCUUCAAAUCCUAAGCGCCCGCUGCCUCCUGGGCUCCGCGUGCCGACACACCCUUACCCAUACUGGCAAAAUCAUACGCCGGCAUCAUCCUCCCAGAGUAGCCUCGAAUCACCUAAAACCCCUUCACAGGUUUCCUGGCUUGGAGGGGCUGGAGGAACUUCGGUUGCUCGUGCUGCAUCAUCGUCACCGGAUCUUCAACCUCAUCACUUCCCACCACCACCACCCACUGCACCACCAGCAAAUGCCACACGCACGCGGUCCUUACAACCCUCCAAGAGCUCACAUUCAUUGCGAGUACCGAUACAGGAGUGUUUUGGGCAACCACUUUCUCCAAUUGUUGAGCAAGACUAUAUGUCACCCGAGAAGCGCACCGUGUCAUUACCAAGUAGCCCAGGUGGCUCCGGUUCUCGAACGAGUGGUACUACAGCCACUAUGAUGACACCGAUCAGUCCAUCUAUGAUGACCCCAACUAGUGCGGUGGCUAUGUACUCCGCACGCCCAACACCCACGCCCACCACUCCAGUUGUUCCUCCGCAGUUUGCGAGGCGACGAGAGGAUUCGCUUGGUGACUCAUCACGUUCUUCGCCAGUAUACUCAAAUUUUCUCUCCCGCCCGUUGAACAGGACCAUAAGUAUGUCGUCGACGAGGACACACCAGUCUGGCAACUCGUUAUCUGCAACACCACCUGUCAUUCCUCCUCUUGAUCUACGCCCAGCGUUUCCUGGACCUCUCCCUUCAGACACAAUUUUGUCCCGGGAUAUCGCUGAGGAUAUUCCCGAUGAUACAUCAACGAAACGCGAGAGCUUCGUCACAGCUCGGUCGGCUGGUGCAGCACGGGAGAGCAGGUACUCUGCUAUGAUUUUGGAACCGGAUCAUGAACCUCUAGAUGAUCAGGAACUCCCAUCGAGCCGAACUGCAGAGUCUUCUAAGAAUUCCCCCGAGCGCCAACAAGGAAUCCCCCAGCUACCUUCACUACCUCCAGCAACACACACACCCUUGCUCCCCCGUGCUUCAUCGCGAACCUCAACAUAUCCACCCUCAUACUCGUUACCACAGCCCAAUGUAGAUCACCGGGUCAAUCACGGUGGGCUCGAUACUCCAAGCCAGCGUGAUUCUGUUCGAUCGAUGUCAUCUUCAUUCAUCGACCGUCGCUUUGCAGAGUCAGAGCUAUAUUUCGGCUCAUAUACAGAAUGCUCUAGCGCACGCCAGGCCAACGAGAAAUGGGCUAAGCAUACUGAGAAAUCCGACACCGCUCGGACACUGUUCUGGCUUGGGUUUAUUGCACCAUGGUGUUGGCUCAUCGGUGGAUGGCUGGUGAAAGCCAAGAAUAAUAAUACCUAUGGCCGGGGUGGCAGCAUGACGCCCUUGUGGACGGGUAAGAGCACACGGACAGUUAAUUCAUUUACGAUGCAGCCAUUGCACCAUGGCUAUCCCUUUGUGGCGCCUUCGGUGCAGAGCUUAAUGCCGCCAUCAUAUUCGCGAGGGAUACAUUCAGCGCAUCCUCGUGGCCCUUUUUUAAUAGCGAGGAGCCCGUGGAUUAGGAGGUGUAGGGUGGCUGCUGCUGUGAGUGGAAUUAUUAUUAUGCUGCUGUUCAUUGUUGCCCUGGUGGUAGUUGGGAGGAGCAGUUGAGAACAACUAAUCGUGAAGAAUCCGUAUCUGGAUAUUAUAUUCUCAAAUUAAAAUGAGCAAGCGAUAUUUACCGUAUACUUAGUACUAUAUGAUCAUUUCUCCAUUGCAGCUUGCAUCACAUUCCGAGGAUCAGAAUCAUAGAGAUCUGGUUCGAACCUGUAGCACUUCAUGAAUACCUAGCACUUUACGAAUGCUUACGCUUUACGAAAUAAAUGUACCUAGCAACCUUUGCGAAAUUACAAUGUAUUAGAGAAAAUUUUAUUAAAC
Molecule: messenger RNA, 2282 nt
Organism: Suillus plorans
Lineage: Eukaryota; Fungi; Basidiomycota; Agaricomycetes; Boletales; Suillaceae
Exons: 3
Coding region: 219-2015 (598 amino acids)
Source: RefSeq, a predicted model, not a curated record